This is a messenger RNA of Aspergillus thermomutatus, 1128 nucleotides long. RefSeq names its product putative PTH11-like integral membrane protein. The record is from RefSeq and is a predicted model, not a curated record. The transcript has 6 exons. NCBI's taxonomy places the organism in Eukaryota, Fungi, Ascomycota, Eurotiomycetes, Eurotiales, Aspergillaceae. The coding region runs from base 1 to 1128 and encodes 375 amino acids.
AUGGUGGACGAAAGUGCCGCGGUCCGUGGGGUGGCGGCCACUUUUCUGGCAGUGGCCAGCAUUGCGGUCGUCCUGCGAUGCUAUAUGCGCUUGCGCAUUGUCAAGGCGUUUGGCUGGGAUGAUACUGUCAUGAUCUUGUCUAUGCUAUUCUAUGUCAUGUUCUCCGAGUGUAUGAUCGGAGGCGCCUUCUGGGGAACAGGAAAGCAUCUCGUCGAUCUGACUCCCAAGCAGAGAACAGUCGCUAUGGAGUACUGGUUCCUCUGCGACAUUGGCUACGCCGUCUCGUCCAUUCUCUGCAAGAUAUCUGUCGCCAUCUUCUUGCUGCGUGUCAUGGUUCUUCCAUCUCACAGGCGGAUCAUGUACGCAGUCACUGUCCUCACAGUCCUUGUUGGCAUCGUCUUUUUCAUCCUCAUCAUAGUCCAAUGCUCGCCGGUGUCCUAUUUCUGGACGCGGAUGCGCGGCGACACCCCCGGCAGAUGCGGAUAUGUGGACGCGAUCAUCAUCAUGCUGUACAUCUUCAGUGUGGUUUCUGCGCUUUUCGACCUGACUGUUGGCCUGUUGCCUAUCUUGCUCGUGCGCAAUCUGCAGAUGAACAAGCAGACCAAGGUCGCUGUUGCGGGUCUCCUGGGCAUGGCAUGCAUCGCGAGUGUUGCCAUUAUAAUCCGGAUUCCUUUCGUUCAGACCAUUCGCAAUGAAGAUUUCCUAUAUGCAACCGUCCAGAUCGCAAUCUGGUCCAACAUCGAAACCGGCCUUGCCAUCACAGCCGGCAGCCUCGCCACCGUACGUCCUCUCUUCCGCAUCCUCCACAGCCGCACUGGAUCUUCCUACCGCAUCUUCGACUCCUCCGGCCCCCAGGGCAGGAAACGCCAGCACCAGUACCCCCUCGGUGACUUUGAAAGCAACGUGAACGGCACCUCGCUCUCCCGCCACGACUGCAGCAAGAACAACCCCAAGGACGUGCACCUUGGAACUACGGUCUCGACGGCAGAGAGAAACGAAGCCUCGGAUCUCACGACCUCAAGCACGGAGCACCUGAACGGAAAGUCGCACUCGGUGCCUGUGCUGUCUGCGUCUAAGAUUGGCGUACAUCGGACGUUUGAGGUCUCGACGACCAAGGCGGGCUCGUGA